CCGCCCGCCGCGCGCCCCUCCCCGCCCGCCUUCCCAGCUUCGCCCAGCUCUUCUCUUCCCGUUUGAGGUGGCUGCCGGCCUCGCCUCCUCGCCCGCUCCAUUUUGCGUGGCCUCCUCGCUUUCCUGACCUCUCGGGCCCGAGAGCGGCCUGAGCGCCUCCCCGCCUCCUUAGGGUGGCCGCAGAGCCGCUGCGCCUUCGCCUUCCUCGGGCCCUCGGUCCUCGCCCUGCCCCGCCAUGAAUGAGGAAUACGACGUGAUCGUGCUGGGCACCGGCCUGACGGAAUGCAUCCUGUCAGGUAUAAUGUCAGUGAAUGGCAAGAAGGUUCUUCACAUGGAUCAGAACCCAUAUUAUGGAGGAGAAAGUGCAUCUCUAACACCGCUGGAAGAUUUAUACAAAAGAUUUAAAAUACCAGGAUCACCACCAGCAUCAAUGGGAAGGGGAAGAGACUGGAAUGUUGACUUGAUUCCCAAGUUCCUUAUGGCCAAUGGUCAGCUGGUUAAGAUGCUGCUUUAUACCGAGGUCACCCGCUAUCUGGAUUUUAAAGUGACUGAAGGGAGCUUUGUCUAUAAGGGUGGAAAAAUCUACAAGGUUCCUUCCACUGAAGCAGAAGCUUUGGCAUCUAGCUUAAUGGGACUGUUUGAAAAACGCCGCUUCAGGAAAUUCCUAGUGUACGUUGCCAACUUCGAUGAAAAAGAUACCAGAACCUUUGAGGGUGUUGAUCCAAACAAGACUACAAUGCGAGAUGUGUAUAAGAAAUUUGACUUGGGCCAAGAUGUUAUAGACUUCACUGGUCAUGCUCUUGCACUUUACAGAACUGAUGACUACUUAGAUCAACCGUGUUGUGAAACUAUUAAUAGGAUUAAACUUUACAGCGAGUCUUUGGCAAGAUAUGGCAAAAGCCCUUACCUUUACCCAUUGUAUGGCCUUGGAGAACUGCCACAGGGGUUUGCAAGGUUAAGUGCUAUUUAUGGAGGUACCUAUAUGCUGAAUAAGCCAAUUGAAGAAAUCAUUGUACAGGAUGGAAAAGUGGUUGGUGUAAAGUCUGAAGGAGAGAUUGCUCACUGUAAGCAGCUCAUCUGUGACCCCAGCUACGUAAAAGAUAGGGUAGAAAAGGUGGGCCAGGUGAUCAGAGUUAUUUGCAUCCUCAGCCACCCUAUCAAGAACACCAAUGAUGCCAACUCCUGCCAGAUCAUUAUUCCACAGAACCAGGUCAAUCGAAAGUCAGACAUCUAUGUCUGCAUGAUUUCCUCUGCACACAAUGUGGCGGCACAAGGGAAGUACAUCGCCAUAGUCAGCACAACCGUGGAGACCAAGGAGCCUGAGAAGGAAAUCAAACCAGCUUUGGAGCUCUUAGAACCAAUUGAACAGAAAUUUGUCAGCAUCAGUGACCUCCUUGUACCGAAAGACUUGGGAACAGAAAGUCAGAUCUUUAUUUCCCGCACAUAUGAUGCUACAACUCACUUUGAGACAACCUGUGAUGACAUUAAAGACAUCUAUAAGAGGAUGACAGGAUCAGAGUUUGACUUUGAGGAAAUGAAGCGCAAGAAAAAUGACAUCUACGGGGAGGACUAACAGCAGUGUAUGCUGUGAUCUCUUUCGGACAGAUUUAAAAUUUGGCAAAUAACGCGUUAUAUUAAAUCAGUCUUGUAAGGCCUGCUUUUGUAAUCACAAUGGAGAGAUUGAAGACCUCUGUGCCAGUGACUAUCCCUCCCCUCCGUCUUUCUAAUAUCAUGUAUUAACUUGUUUUCAUGGAGUGGCUAUUCAGAAUUGGCAGGUUACCACAUUCUGUUCAAUUUAACCAAACUGGCUUUUUUUUCUAGUGAAGGAUCAGUUUUAAACAAAUGUUGCAAUACUGAUACAGAGAAUUUGAGACAGUAUUUUUGUCUUUUUAAUCAGUGUAGUCUUUGCAAUUAUGUGCCUCUGCUCUCAGGAGCUGGCUCCAUAUAAUUUGUGUGCCAUCUGUCCUCUUGACAUCAAGGAGACUCUAAAUUGAAUAUUCCAUGGUUUGGGGUGGCAUCCGUAAGUUUUCCCUUUAAGUUUAUAUACUGUGUUAUGUCAAGUAUUAUGUCAGGGCCCAGAUAGCGUAGCCAGUUUGGUUUGUAUGGGCAUAAGAUCUUAACCAAACUCCAGACUUAGGGGGUCAUUUGGAGGAAGCCAGUAGGUGAUGUUUUAACCUAAUAAAAUUGAUGAGAGGAGGGUGAGGAGCCCAUCAUAAAGCAGGUAAAAUCCGCAUGCGUCUUCUGUGUGCCAGGCGUGGCUUUUGCAGAGGACCAAGCUGCAAUGCAGUGCUGACUUGAACAGAGCCCCCUGCUCCUGUCUCAGUGACCCCGAAUGAUUUCUGUGCUUCGAAAUAAAGCCAGAUGCUGGGAACCAGUGCUCUCUGCGGUCUGUAGUUUCCUGACUAUAAUGGCCAUGCUGCCAUGUGUUUAACUCAAAGCAGAGCGGAAAGCAGUGCCAGGUGUGGGGUACUGGUCAGAAGGAGUGCUCACAGGGCAGCGCCUGUGGCUCAGUGGGAGGGCGCCAGCCCCACACACAGAGGGUGACGGGUUCGAACCUGGCCCCGCCAGCUAAAACAGCAGUGGCAACAGCAACAAAAAGCCAGGCGUUGUGGCGGGCGCCUGUACUCCCAGCAAUUCGGGAGGCUGAGGCAAAAGAAUUGCCCUAGCCCCAGAGCUGGAGGUUGCUGUGAGCUGUGACAUCAUAGCACUCUACCAAGGGUGGCAAAGUUGAGACUGUCUCAAAAAAAAAAAAAAUGUGUUCAGGCACAGCUCCAGGGCAGAGUCCCUGCUGUCUGGCUUCCUUGUGGGUAGAUGUCAAUUUUUUUUUGAGACAGCCUCACAGCAACCUCCAACUCCUAGGCUCAAGUGAUUUUUUUUUUUUUUUUUUGUAGAGAUAAGAGUUUCACUGUACCGCCCUCGGGUAGAGUGCCGUGGCGUCACACGGCUCACAGCAACCUCUAACCCUUGGGCGAUUCUCUUGCCUCAGCCUCCCGAGCAGCUGGGACUACAGGCGCCCGCCACAAUGCCCAGCUUUUUUUUGUUGCAGUUUGGCCAGGGCUGGGUUUGAACCCGCCACCCUCGGCAUAUGGGGCCGGGGCCGGCGCCUUACCGACUGAGCCACAGGUGCCGCCCGGCUCAAGUGAUUCUAAUGCUCCACCUCCCAAGUAGCUGGGACUACAGGGGUCCGCCACAACGCUCGGCUAUUUUUUUUUUUUUUUUUGGGUGCAGCCAUCAUUGUUUGGCAAGCCCGGGCUGGAUUCGAACCCACCAGCUCAGGUGUAUGUGGCUGGCGCCUUAGCCGCUUGAGCCACAGGCGCCAAGCCCAGAUGUUAGAUUUUUUUUUUUUUUUGGUAGAGACAGAGUCUCACUUUAUGGCCCUCUGUAGAGUGCUGUGGUCUCACACAGCUCACAGCAACCUCCAACUCCUGGGCUUAAGCGAUUCUCUUGCCUUGGCCUCCCGAGCAGCUGGGACUACAGGCGCCCGCCACAGCGCCCGGCUAUUUUUUGGUUGCAGUUUGGCCGGGGCCGGGUUUGAACCUGCCACCCUCGGUAUAUGGGGCCUGCGCCUUACCGACUGAGCCACAGGCGCCUCCCGAUGUCAGAUUUCUUGACACAAUGUAACUACUCGUCUCUUUGAUAAUCUCAGUACUGCCUUAGAACAAAUGUUUACUACACAAAUAGUUACUGCCUUUAAUAAUUUUGCUUAUAAGGCUGGCUAUAAUUGUAGUACUCUGGGAGGCUGAGGUGGGUGAAUUGCCUGAGUGGGUGAAUUGCCUGAGUUCACAGGUUCGAGACCAGCCUGAGUCAGUGAGACCCCCCCCCCGCCUCUAAAAAUAGUAGCUAGGUGUUGUGGUGAGUGCUUGUAGUCCCAGCUAUUCAGGAUGCUAAAACAAGAGGAUCACUUGAGCCCAAGAGUUUGAGCUUGCUGUGAGCUAUGACAUAAUAGCACUCU
Messenger RNA from Nycticebus coucang (slow loris), 3952 nucleotides. It is a transcript of the gene GDI2, whose product is annotated as GDP dissociation inhibitor 2. Lineage: Eukaryota; Metazoa; Chordata; Mammalia; Primates; Lorisidae. The transcript is spliced from 11 exons. The coding region runs from base 236 to 1573 and encodes 445 amino acids. Gene Ontology annotation, biological process: small GTPase-mediated signal transduction; vesicle-mediated transport; protein transport. Gene Ontology annotation, molecular function: Rab GDP-dissociation inhibitor activity. Gene Ontology annotation, cellular component: cytoplasm. The record is from RefSeq and is a predicted model, not a curated record.